AUGAAAACAUUGAAGUUCUUGCAACUAAAGAGCCGAAACCCUGGAGGACGACAUAGCAGGCACAGCUUCGGUUUUUUUCGUACUCAAGAUGAAGGUAUAUCAAAUAUUCCUCCUAAACCGGAGAGAGAAAAAGAUUUCUCUUCAACUUUAAAGACUUACCUUACGAAAAAAAGAAAUCGAAGAGAUACCGAGGUUCGUGCCUCUGCUGUUGAAGCCUUUACCAUAAAUGGCUUAAAGGAAGAAAUACGACAACGGGAGGUUACGCUGGAGGCCUUAAAUAAAAGAAUUAAGGGCAUUGAGUUAGAAAGAGAUCGUGCCCGUGUAGAGUUGGAUGAAGCCCAAGCUCAUCUUAAGGAAUGUAGUCAUGAGGUCCGGGACCUUAAGGCCUUGCUCCCGGAACAUAAAACAAAAUCUGAACUUAAAGUUCGUGAAGGAGAAAUAAGAGAAUUAAAUUUUUCUUUACUUGAAUGUGCUCAUGAUUUACAAGCUGCUAAAACUGACCUUUCAGCUACAAUAACUGAAAAGGACACUACUCUUUAUGAUAUACAAAAACAAUUAAAAGAUCGUGAAAAACUUGUACAAACUAAUUCAGACCAAAUACUUUCUCUUAAACAAGAACUUGAGGCUGCAAAAAUGGAUCUUGACUCUACUCGGGAUGAACUUAAAACUACUCAAACAAAAUAUAGUGAAGAAAUUGAUGCAACACAAGCUAUGUGUUCAGCUGAAAUUGAAGCUACUAAAGCAAAAUGUACUGCUGAAAUAGGUGUUAUAAGAGCGAAAUACGCUGCUGAACUUCAUGCCACAAAAGAAGAACAUGCUGAUGAAUUAGAGGCCACCAAAGCACAGCUUUCCUUUUUCAAGUCUCAACUUGAUUCAACUAAAGCUCAACUUUCUUUUACCAAAUCAAAACUUGAAUGGGCAAAGGCUGAUUUAUCAUCUAUUAAAUCAUUAUUAGAUACAGCAAAAGCUGAUCUUGCCACCACAAAUAUUAAAUUAAAACGAACAACAGCUGAAUUAGAAGCUGCUAAAGGAGAAGUUGAUGAAUAUAUAGAUAUGAUGGCAUAUAGAGAUGGUCUCACUUCUCUAAUAAUAUCAGUUUAUCAAGAAGAUAUUCGAAAUGAAAAGGAACGAACAGGGUCAGAACUUGAAGAUACUCAAGAACAAUUGCAUAAAAUUAAAGCUACACAUGAAAAAGAGAAAAAGGCAAAUGCUAAAACUAUAAAACAAUUAACAAAUCAAAUUCAGAAUUUGACAAAUUCACAAGUUCAAGAAAAAUCUAAAAUAUAUCAACUUGAAACCGAUAAUGCUAAAUUACGGAAACAACUUGAGCAAACGAAAACGCAAGCCGCAGAAGAAAUAGCGUGUUUACAUGCCCAAGUUGAAACGUUAUUGGCUACUUCAAAAUCAUAUGAAGUUAUUAGUGAGACACCCAUGUCUAUUGCCAACAUGUCAACUCCACCAGAAUCCCCAUGCAAUUCGCGACCAAGUAGUGACUUCUUUAAUGAAACAAGCAGUGAAUCAAAUAGUGUAACUGAUGGUAUGAUAAAUGGAGGCAUAAAUACAAUAGUUACAACUGUUGCAAAUGGUGAUUGGGUAACAGUUAGAAAAAGAGGUAGCAAGCGAAGAGGUGCACCGCGAAAUCGCGGAGUAAAUCGUGGUGGACGACGG
Cetraspora pellucida is the source of this 1668-nucleotide messenger RNA. NCBI's taxonomy places the organism in Eukaryota, Fungi, Glomeromycota, Glomeromycetes, Diversisporales, Gigasporaceae. The record is from the annotation of a GenBank genome assembly.